UUUUAUCCAAUAUGAAAUAUGAAACCUCGCUCUCCAUUUAAACAAACUAUAAUUAAUGAGCGCUGAUAUGUCUAAUGUUUCCAUAUAAAGACUUAGGUCAGCUGACAGAAGUGUUGGUAAAAUCAUGUGAUCAAGGAAACCAAAGCAGGAACACAAAAGCUCAGUUAAGGGUGGACAACCUGAUUCUUCUGAAUCAGAGCGGCUUCAACCAGGACAACAGUCACAUUGUGACACUGAAUGUGGGCUGGCGGAUUGGAUCUUCUAAGCUCUUAGUGAAGCUGUGAAUGUGGAACGCAAUCCAGACCACUUGCGAUCAUGGGCGACAUUAUCACUGAUCAAGAUAACGUGCCCUUCUAUGGAGAGCAGACCCCUGUUGAGGAGUCUGAUGUGUCCUCAGUUCACGGGGCUGGCCCCUCCGAACGCCAGGACCACUAUGAACGUUUUGGAAGCAAAAAAGGAACCACUUUCUUCCAGACUCUGAUCCACUUACUAAAGGGGAAUAUUGGCACAGGGCUUCUGGGCUUGCCUCUUGCGAUCAAGAAUGCAGGGCUUGUGGUUGGUCCCAUAAGUCUCUUUGUGAUGGGGAUAGUGGCGGUCCAUUGCAUGAGUGUCCUCGUCAAGUGCUCGCAUCACCUUGGCAAUAAGUUGGGCAAACCUUCUUUGAAUUACGGAGAUGUAAUGGAGCAGAGCAUGGAAAAUGUUUCCUGUUUGAGGAGAUAUUCCGUUUGGGGAAGGCAUGUGGUGAACCUAUUCCUGAUCGUUACCCAGCUCGGCUUCUGCUGUGUUUACUUUGUAUUCCUCAGUGACAACGUUAAGCAGGUGGUAGAGGCUGCCAAUGGCACCACUGUGAACUGCCACAUCAACCAAACCUCGGUGAUGGUGCCAAGCUUUGAUUCCCGCCUCUACAUGCUCUGCUUUUUGCCCUUCAUCAUUCUCCUGGUGUUCACGCCCAAUCUCAAGUACCUGGCACCCUUCUCACUGGUGGCCAACUUGGCCAUGUGUGCCAGUCUGUCCCUGAUCUACUGGUAUUCCAUUCUGCACAUCCCGACUCCUGUCAACCUCCCAUAUGUUGGAAUACCCAAGGAUUACCCCCUCUUCUUCGGAACUGCCAUAUUCGCUUUUGAAGGGAUAGGAGUGGUACUCCCUCUAGAGAACAAAAUGCAGAAACCCCAUCAAUUCAGGCUGGUUCUGUACCUGGGCAUGGCCAUGGUGAGCUUCCUCUACAUCAGCCUGGGCACCAUCGGGUACCUGUGUUUCGGAAACGUCAUCGGUGCGAGCAUCACCCUCAACCUGCCAAACUGCUGGAUGUACCAGGUUGUGAAGCUCCUAUACUGUGGGGGCAUCUUCUUCACAUACGCUCUGCAGUUCUACGUCCCAGCUGACAUCAUCACCCCCACCGCAGUGGCCCGUGUUGGAGAGAGGUGGAAGCUUCCUGUGGACCUUCUCAUCCGCACUGCCCUCGUUAUCUUCACCUGUCUCCUGGCCAUACUGAUCCCGGAGCUGGACCUGGUCAUCUCCCUGGUGGGCUCCAUCAGCAGCAGCGCUCUGGCCCUCAUCUUCCCCCCGCUGCUGCAGAUACUCGCCUAUCACGACGAUGGCCUCUCCCGCUGGGUGGUGCUCAAGAACUGCCUCAUCAGCCUGGUGGGCAUCGUGGGCUUCGUGGCCGGCACCUACGUCAGCAUCGAGCAGAUCAUCGCCCGCAGCAGGCUGAGGUCUAGCAGCGCCUUCUUUGAGAGCACCUGAGGGUGGAUGCAAGCCGGAGUCGCCUGUUUGUGGGGAAAAGAAAACUUGCACAAAGUCACUUCUUUUGUUGUUUUUUGCCCAUAUUGAAUCAAUGUUCGUCCUAAACUUUGACUUUGAACUUGUGUUGAGCAAGGGUUUUUUUUUUUCCCCCCUUAAACACAGCAGCAAUUUGGCAAGUUAGUUUAGGUCAGUGGUUCCAAACCGCUCCUCUGAAGCACUCCUGAUUCAACUAAUCUUUGGCUUCAUUAGUUGCAGGUGAUGGCUGGGGAUACCCAAGGAGUGAUUUGAGAACCACCGGUUUAGAUUAUUGCUAAACUUGUCGCAGCUGUGUUGGUGGAGAUAAAAAUGAACACUUGCAGUUGGCCGUUAGAGCAAAGGACCAAUGUCACUUGUAUCCAGGCCUUCUGAAUCCAGGCCUGUUUGAUACCAGUUGUACUUUUGUCACUACAACCUUCAAAACAUCUGGUGAAGUUUGCCACCCAGAUGGUACUUUUUUAUCUUUUAACUUUUUUGGUUUUUAUUUAUUUUAUUUUUUCUCGUAUGUCUUAGUAUUUAAUUUAAUCACCAGAAUAACUAUGUUGGCAGGAGAGCCACAAUCAUGCGUAGGCGAAACAUUAAACCGUACACAUCAGUUUUGUUUGCUUGUUCUGUUUCUGCUUACUCCUCCUUUUUCCACAAUCCCAUAAUCCCUACUGUACUUCAUUUUACCAUUUAUUUUUCUACAGAAAAAAAAUAACUCCUGCUCUGGUUGUAAUCAGAAGGUAUCAAAAGACCUGUAAAUAAGUUUUGUGAUGCCCCUUGAUUUUUAACAGUGCUCACCAGUCCAGCCAGCCCCCCCCCCCCCCAAAAAAAAUACAUUAUCUUUUUCUGCUAAUCAGUCUUGCUCAAAACAAUCCUGCCAGUAAUAUUUGCAAAAAUAUAUAAUCAGCCCUGCCAAAUAGGCCCUAGCAGUGUUAUUCAUACAGAAAUUCUAACAAAAUAACACUACACACUUUCAACUAUUUGAAUUUGAACUAUUAAGAAAUUUGGAUUUAUGAAUGUGAGGAUGAUUAUUGUUAAAUUUGUGCUUGCCUGGGUUUUACAGCAGCAAGAUUACAGCCCAAUAAUCAGAAGAUUAGGAAAUUGGAGUGCAGUUGUGUAAUGGGAUACGUCUAUUAGGAUUUUGCCUGUUUUAACUGAUUGAAGAUCCAUUCAUAUGUGUGACAGAUUAGACAUAAGAAAACUGGGAACUAUAACCUCUUGAUAUGUAGAAUUGCACUUACUUCCGAAAAAAACAGUUGUGUAUCUCAUAAAUCAAACAAAAACAAAGAUAUAUAUUUGUUUUUUAAAAAUUUUAGUCAGUAUUUUUCAGUAAAAAAUACAGUUUUGAGAUAAAUUUUGUUUUUAAUUGCCUUGCAAUCACAUUCACCAUUGAAACAUUGUUUUCUGUCAUUACUUAGAAACUGUUUACACUAGAGUGAUGAAUAUAAUUAUGUUGUGAUUUUGGGUAAUAAUUUUAUUAUUUUGGAUUUUAAAAAUCACAAUUUUAUUAUCGGUAGAAUUUAAUAUUCACUAAAUAAUUGUAUUCAUUUAGUGGACAGUUCAGUUGCUCAAUUGUGUCUGGAUAGUUUAAGAAUUAAUAGUUUUUAAAUUUAUUUAUUUUAUUUUUUUUUGUCUUGAGUGCUUUUGUUUGAAAUAAAGGGACUUAUUUCUUAUGUUUAUUUCUUAUGCUUUUUAUCAUUUAUAUCUGAAUACUGUAUGAGCAUGGUCAGAUAUUUCCUAGACAUUUCUAUAUUUUAAAUUCCAGAAGGGAGUUGGGGGUAUUCUCAGGGAUAGUAUGCUCCAUGUUAAAAUUUGUUUGGUGCAAUGGUACAAUUUUAAGCUCAAUAUAGAGCAGUCAAGAUUGCAGUGAAAUUACAGUCAAUGAAUUUCACACCAGAGAACUGGACAUGGCUUUGUCUAUUAAUUUAGUUAACUUGUAUCUUUUGUUAUAAAGUAUUGUACAUGUAUAAUGUGUUAUGCACAUGAUUGACACCUUAUGAAAAUAUUUUAAAGCAAAUCAUAUGGAAUGUCUGUAUUUAGCAGCUAGACUUUACAAAUUUGAAAUAUAUAGUAUGUAAGCCUUUAAAAUUUCAUAGAUAAAAAAAUGUCAAGAAAUAUGAGGGAAUGUUUAAACAUUUUAUUUUAUUUUAUUUUUAUAUUGGAUGCUUAUUUUUGAAUGUUUAAUUGACUGCGGUUGCAUUAUUGUGUUCAUCUCCAGCUGUUUGAUUGUCACCCGCUGUUUAAUUGGAAUGGAGGAAUGCUUCCUCUUUUGAUGAGUUGAUUAUUAAACACAAUUUACAUUGUGACGUUGUACCAUCCGCUUACAUACAUGAACACAAACUUACACGUCUUUCUGUCACACAUAAUGCAUAAAUGCCAGUUAAAGAAUUUUGCAAGUCAAGCAUUUUUUUAGAAAAAAGUUGCUUGAUUUGACUAUUUUUAGUUUGAGUUUUUUUUAUUUCAUUUUAGACUUUUUUUUUUUUUUUUUUUUGCUUGCUUGCUGUAAACUAUAAUUGAUUCUUGAAGAAUGCUAUGCCUUACCAUUCUGGUGGUUCAUUUUGCAAAUAGUCAUGUCCGUAAUGUGCUGUAUUAUGCCAUUUCAGUUACAAAAUGAUGACUUUUAAAUGAACACAAGCUUUUUUAGGAUGCUGUUUAUUCAGAAAUGUGUUUUCAGAAAGUAUUAUAGCUACACAUGGCUACAUGGCUAUUUUAGGUUUUGGUUUUAAUAUUGGUGUAAGGACAGCGUAAUCCUAAAUUAGAAACCCAGCUGUUGAUCCCCUCCAAAGGUAAAAUGCAGUCAUGUUGGUGUAAUGAUUUCUUUUUUUUUAUAGACAAUAUUUUAUACCGACCACUUUUAAUGCAUGCUCCGUCACCCACUCUGUAAAUACUGUAUAUGACAUGAUGUAACUGCUACUGUAUGUGUUUGUACAGUAUAUAUAUGUCAUGAUCCUGAACAAACGGUUGUGAUCUGUUUUUUUUUUCUUCUCUCUAUCAGACAUUACAACAGUGUAGACCACUGUGUAAAUGAGAUGUAAAUAGUUGUAUUUUAGAGCAGUUUUUUUUUCUUUUCUUUUUUUUUUGGGGGGAAGGGGGGUGGUGGUGGUGGGUUUGCAUAUGAUUCAUGCACAUAAUUAAUGAGGGCCCAUUAUAUGUAUAUGAAUUGCAGAUAUUCUAACCUGUAAUUAGACGUUAAGUGGCUUAAAUGGUGACAUACACUAGAAAUAAUUUAUCACCAAAAACAUUGUGCAUUUUUUGCUGCUGUAAACAUCACAUGCGUUUUCCCAUUAGAUGUAAUACUGAACAAUAUGUUUGUUUAAUGUGAUAAUUUUUCAGAAUAUAACUGAAUGUGAAUUCA
This is a messenger RNA of Anguilla rostrata (American eel), 5119 nucleotides long. It is a transcript of the gene slc36a1, whose product is annotated as solute carrier family 36 member 1. The coding region runs from base 316 to 1743 and encodes 475 amino acids. Gene Ontology annotation, molecular function: amino acid:proton symporter activity; L-alanine transmembrane transporter activity; glycine transmembrane transporter activity. The transcript is spliced from 12 exons. Gene Ontology annotation, biological process: glycine transport; L-alanine transport; proline transmembrane transport. Lineage: Eukaryota; Metazoa; Chordata; Actinopteri; Anguilliformes; Anguillidae. The record is from RefSeq and is a predicted model, not a curated record.